Molecule: messenger RNA, 1458 nt
Organism: Lachancea meyersii CBS 8951
Lineage: Eukaryota; Fungi; Ascomycota; Saccharomycetes; Saccharomycetales; Saccharomycetaceae
Source: the annotation of a GenBank genome assembly
AUGUCCCAGUUCUCCGGUUUUGGCGUUGAAGUAGAACUCAAGGACGGCAAAGUCAUAUCGGGUACCGUGGCCAAAGCAAACGGUAAGUCUCUAACCCUCUCAGACGUCAUCUUCAGCGAUGGCGGGACAUCUCAGGUCUUCAAAGUCAAGGCCACGCGUCUGAAGGACCUCAAAGUCGUUUCCACGCCCAAACAUGUCGCUCCGGAAAAAUCCGCUAGCAAACUCACCUCCAAGAUCCCACCUUCUGCGGAAACGGGCUGGGAGGACGACGAUGCCGCUGCCAUCAAAAGACAAGACGAUUUCGACUUUCAAGAAAACCUCCGCAUGUUCAACAAGCAGGAUGUAUUUGCCAAGCUCAAGGAACAGGAUCAAGUGGGUCAAAACGCACGUCUGGUGUCGCACAACCUGCGGGACCGUAAAAUGGAGACUGACGAGCUCGUUAUCCCAGACGCCAAACAGGACAAUUGGGACAGUCUCGAGGAAGAAUCCACACAUACCGAAUAUUUGCCCAUCACCAAAUCUAUCAACAUUACCCAUCUUUUACAAACUGCAGGUGAUACGGAUACUAAAAACGAUCAAAUGCUGUCACAGCUGCAACGGGCGCUUAAAAGUCCCCGGUCCUCGUCCAUUUCCAAGAGUGCUGGCUUUGUUGCCGCUUCCACAGGCAUAGCGGUCCCAUGCGCAACUCCCGUGCAGCUUUUAGAAAUCGAGCGGGUAUCGAGCGAUUCUUUUGGAUUCACAUCAAAGCUGGCGCUAGAACAUUGGGCAAUUCACAUGUCACAGUUUGUAAAGCAAAAAAUGGGCGGCAGAGUUAGGCUGCACGCUCAAAAUUCCAAUCCACAGCCAUUGGUGGUCAUUCUUGCAGGUGAUAACAGAUGCGGUGCGCGCGGUUUGGCCCUGGGCAGAAUCUUGUGCCAAUCGUCCUUGGUCCGCGUGAUAGUACUGUUUACCAACACUCCUGAGGACCCUGAAGUAAACGAGCAAUGGCACUUGUAUCAGAAGAGCGGCGGUAAGACUGUCGAGUCUUUGCAGUCUUUGAAGUCAAGCUUAGAGAAACUGAACUCGCCCGUGGAAACCGUUUUCGAUGCCAUGCAGGGCUUUGACUCGAACCUGCAAGAUAUGUGCUCUGAUGCCAGUGACGAAGGACGUUUGGAAGAUAUUAUAAACUGGUGCAACUCACAAAAAUCUAUUUGGUCAUUGGACAUCCCCAGCGGGCUCGAUGCGGCAAGCGCGAUGCCCAAUUUCUUGGGUGUGCAUAUUAAUGCGACAACUGUGAUCUGUUUAUGCUGGCCAUUGACGGGGACAUACAACCUGAAGACCCAACUUGCAGAAAGGGGUCUGGAGAUUCAUCUGGUCGAUAUGGGGGUUCCUCAGGCCGUAUAUUCCACGCGUACGUCCUUACGAAAGUUCCAAAUCGCCGAUUUAUUCGUCACGGAGGGCAUGGUGCAGCUACUCUAG